GCACAAUAUAAAAUAUAUUCUUCGGAUAACUUAAUAACCAACGGUUUACAAUCAUCCCCCAACAUGCGCCGGGGACCAUACUAACGAUAUCUCGAUCGUUACGGCAAAUGUGUAAUGCCUCGUUCAACUUACUAUCACAAAAUGAAACAGCUUAUUAUUACUCAGGAGAACCAAGAGAUUAAAAAUUCAGCGGUCGAAGAUGUUGGAAAUUGCUAUAGCCACAGUUCAAACUAUUUUGUGGAAAAUGUUGGCUAUAACAAACAAUUGUCCAGUAAGCAAGAUGUUGAAGUUAUUGAUAUGAACAUGAGUAAUCAUAAGGAAAAUGGGAAGCUAGAAGAAAGUCGCUCAAGUUUAUGGCUACACGAUGAAUUAGAUGAACAUGAACCUACAAGAUAUUUAUGGUUUCGUGAUGAAUAUAGUGAAUCAACUGAAUGUAAAGAAGCUUGGUUUGACGCUGAAGAAGAACUUCCAGAUGAACGCUUUCAUGAGGCUGCUGAUGAUCGACAUGAUGAGAACCAAGGUAAUGAAAACAGCGCUGAAGAUUUUUACCAUCAAUCGCUUUGUAAAUGUACAUCAAUUACACGAGGUGAAGCAUUAUUAAUGACGCUACUGUUGGGAGUUCAGCGGUAA
This is a messenger RNA of Microplitis demolitor, 630 nucleotides long. RefSeq lists its product as uncharacterized. The record is from RefSeq and is a predicted model, not a curated record. Lineage: Eukaryota; Metazoa; Arthropoda; Insecta; Hymenoptera; Braconidae. The transcript is spliced from 4 exons. The coding region runs from base 115 to 630 and encodes 171 amino acids.